AUGAAAGCACAUUUAAAAGAACAAGGAGAUUGUAUAUGGGAAACCGUUGAAAAUGGUCCGCAUAAUCCGACUAGUGUGGUCAAUGGUAUUGGCACAUCUAAGGUUAAAAGCUCAUAUGAUGAAGACAAUAAGAAAAGAAUAUUUAAUGAAAAGAAAACUAUCAAUAUUCUUCAAAGUGCAUUAAGUAUGGAUGAGUUCUUCCGCAUAUCUCAAUGUCAAUCGGCUAAAGAAAUAUGGGACACUUUGGUGGAGACUCACGAAGGAACUGCUGAAGUUAAAAGAUCCAGAUUAAACACAUUGAGUCAAGAAUAUGAAAUGUUCAGAAUGUUGCCAGGAGAAUCCAUUGUUACAUUGCAGAAGAGAUUCGUCCAUUUGACAAAUCAUUUGAUUGCACUCGGAAAGACUUUUACAAAUGAUGAUAUCAACCUUAAAGUUCUUAGAUCAUUGACAAGAGAAUGGCAACCGAAAGUAACGGUCAUAUCCGAGAAGAAGAGUCUCUCGACCAUGACAUCCGCAUCAUUGUUCAGAAAACUUCAAGAACACAAAUUGGAACUUGGAAGACCUGAACAACAUGAAAAUCAAGAAAAGAAGUCCAAAGGUAUCACUCUAAAAGUCGAGUCAAAAGAAGAACAAACAAAUGAUGAUCCUGAAGAAGAUGAGAAUUUUAUGCUUCUUGUUAAAAGACUCAGUAAGUUAUUUGGUAAAAAUGAUAAAUCAUUUAACUAUGCAAAUAGAAAGAAAUAUUUCAUGAAAAGGGAGGCUUCCACGUCUACACAAGAUGUCACAUGCUAUGAAUAUGGAAAGCAAGGUCAUAUAAAGUCGGAUUGUCUGAAACUAUCCAAGAAAGGUGGAUUUAAAGGCAAGAAGGAACUCAAGAAUAAAGAGGCGUAUGUUGCAUGGGAAGAUAAUGAGAUAAGUUCUUCAUCCGAAUCGAAAAGCGACGAAUGUGAAAAUAUAGCAUUGAUGGUUUCACACCACUCCGAUGAUGAAGAAAAUGAGGUUAGUAACAAUUUUUCUCUUUAUGAUAGUGAUGCACAAGGUGCUAUAAAUGAACUUCUUGAAGAAUGCAAAAUCUGUAUAAAACAAUAUCAUCUCAAAAGAAACAAAUUUCAUCUCUAG
Molecule: messenger RNA, 1119 nt
Organism: Lathyrus oleraceus (garden pea)
Lineage: Eukaryota; Viridiplantae; Streptophyta; Magnoliopsida; Fabales; Fabaceae
Exons: 1
Coding region: 1-1119 (372 amino acids)
Molecular function (GO): zinc ion binding; nucleic acid binding
Source: RefSeq, a predicted model, not a curated record